AUGGUUGACGAAGUGGACGAAAACUCGUCAUGCCAUAGCAAGGCGCGAGCGUGUAACGACUGCGUGGGCAUCCAGACAGAGAUGCUUGUUCGCAAGGCCUAUGAGAAGUCCUCCAAUCUUCCGGACAGUCGGCGUAAAGUGAUCCGAAGCAUGCUUGCUUUGGCGGAGAAGGAACGUGUUUUGCGUUCGUCAAUGGUUCACCUGGUGGCCCAUUUUCUCGCCGAGUAUACCAAGUCGUAUCGGGAUGAUAGCAUCGAAGAAUGGGACCGUUUUGAAAAGUCGGAUCAGUGUCGUGCUAUGGUGAAAAAGCACUUCUCCCCGAGCCAUACCAUCCCAGAUGAGCCAUCCAAGAAACAAGGGGGUGUGAUUCCUCGAGGCAUAACACGAGUGAUGACAUCUCUCUCGGGAGUCGGAUUUCCUUCCAGGUCAUGGGCCAACAAUAAGGACGACCCGAGUCCCUCCAAGAAGUCAUCCGGGGAGAAGGCGAAUACCUUUUCCGGAUAUUAUUCUUCCUCAUCUAAGCCUCGGAUAUAA
Molecule: messenger RNA, 534 nt
Organism: Talaromyces rugulosus
Lineage: Eukaryota; Fungi; Ascomycota; Eurotiomycetes; Eurotiales; Trichocomaceae
Exons: 3
Coding region: 1-534 (177 amino acids)
Source: RefSeq, a predicted model, not a curated record